AGUACUGUAACGUAGCAGGCUCUGCCCCUGAUGUGGGCCCUUCCAAGCUUUAUUCAACUACGGAAAUUCCAAUUGACAGACACAAAGUAAAGGGUUCUGCCGCUCGCCGGCCGUAUCGACUUAUUAGGUAUCUCGGAGCAUGUUGACACGUAUUUGCCCAUCACAACUUUCGGCAACAAAGUGAACGGAUAUGGGUAGACCUUGCUAUCCAGCAAGGUAACUAACCUCGGCCGAGGUUUUUCACACAGCCCUAGUUCUCGUUCAGUCAUUCUUUUAUCGUCGGUUUGCCACACACGACUAUCACAAUGCCGAAAGUGAGCGGGGACACUCUCUGCAACUCCAAACCUCGUCGACGACCCGCCCAUUUCAUGUGGGCCGAUAGGGAAGGCAACAGUGUAAUCGAACAAGAGAUAAAAGCGCUGAAAGAGAAGGGAUUGUUGAGUGAGAAGGACGAACUGGGCAAACGUCAGGCCUUGAGGACCGAAAGGUUCAAUUUGUUGUCGCAGGAGGACCGGAAUAAAUGGCAAAAGAUGAGCAAGAACGAACACGACAUCGCGAUGAGAAAAUGGAACGGAGUGGAGACAUCCAAGGAACCCCUGGAAAAUACAAAAGUAAGCCCAUUUUGCUCAUUGUUCGCCUUUAGAAGUAUUGAACGCUUUCCUAGCAUUGUCCGGCCUAUCCUCGAUGUCAUCGCCAAAGCAACCGAAGGCGAGCUAGUGUUAUUGUGGGGAGGUCGAGAACCAGGCGACGAUGGCCGCCUAAACGUCCUGGGUAUGUCCACAGGAAAUAUUAUUAAUUCAGACAAGGAUGGAUACGUCGGCGCGGUGGUGCCAUUCGUUAGAAGCUACCUAGAGAAAAGAUUUAAUUUAGAGGAUUGUCGGGCGAUGGCGUUGCCCGCACAGUACGAAGGGCUCCGUGGGCUCGGAUUUGGAGAAGUUGAACACAACGGUGCAUUUUUGCAUCGCCUAGACGAUGCCAAUACUACCAGUCGCGCUUCCGCCGCUCCCCUCUCAUCGUCUGGCGAGCCGUCCGUCAAAGCCCCUGGCGCAAUAUGUUCUCAAGGCACUGAACCAGCCGAAUCAGUGACUCUGUCUAUGGUAUUAGCAGGGAAGGCUUCCAAAAAGGUGGCCAAAAAAUCUCAACCACAUAAGCCAGGAACAUCGUCGACGGCCUCGGCCCCAUCGACUACCCCACCAGUCUUUCGACGGAUCUCUAACGGGUCAUCACCGUCCCCUCGAGCUUCUAUUGUUGCUUCGUCACCACCACUUUCACCACGACUCUCUGCCGCGCCCUCGCCCCUUGGCCCUUCAUCACUAAGUCAAUCUCCUACACCCCCACCUCUUCCACCAUUUCCCAUCGCUUCUGGAACUCUUUCUAACCUAGAUGCAACAUCCUCAACGUUCGUGGGUAUAGGAGAUCCUCUGUCCAGAGCGGGAAGGACAACUUCAUCGACUUUUCAUAGCAGUGUCACUCCCACGGCUGUUCAUCGGAAGCGACAGCGUUCGACGAGUAGUGCUGCUGAGGAUGCUGAUGAUGGUCCAAGGCAGCGCCGUUUUUCAGAUUUUAGAAGGGACGGUCGCCAAAAGUGUCGGAGUUUGGUCAGUACCGAACCAGCGUCGAACAGACAACAGGACCUGUACAUCCUGGAACGGAGUCACCUCCGAGGUAGCCCUGACUAGGCCUGACCUCGGAGUGUGGAUUCAUGAAGACAAUUAUGGGCAAGGCGAAGUACGUUACGAACUUUGGCGAGGAGAAUAUCGGGGACCCGCCAGGCAAGGAGAUC
Molecule: messenger RNA, 1783 nt
Organism: Desarmillaria tabescens
Lineage: Eukaryota; Fungi; Basidiomycota; Agaricomycetes; Agaricales; Physalacriaceae
Exons: 5
Coding region: 306-1679 (457 amino acids)
Source: RefSeq, a predicted model, not a curated record